GGCAUUAAUCUGCGGCUAGAGUAUCUCUCAUCAUCAUCACAUCAAAAACAAAACUAUUUCUGUUUUUCUUGUCAGCUAGACUACCGACUAAAGCUACUCUGCGGUACCCGCUGGGACGGGAUGAUGAGUGUGUUUACACGCUGUCACUGACAUGAGUCCCGAUCUUGCUUCUGCUGCAUACCUACAUGAUUUGAAGCGUUUAUCAUACUUUAAAUACUUACAAUGGCAGAGGGAGGCUAUGAUCCAUGUGAGUGUGUUUGUUCACAUGAGGGUGCUAUGAGGAGACUACUUAGUAUGUUGAGAGAUUCACAGCAGACAUGUUCAGAUUCACAGUGUGACCUUGAAUUUCCAGGAACAAACGGAGGUAGCGAUGGCUUCAAUUACUCGAUGUUCAUGAUGAUGGUUGGUUGGAUUGUUCUUGUCGUUGUACUCUACUUGUUUAGACCAGCUUCAAUAAGAGGGAAUGGAGAUCAGAAGCCCAGACCAGGAAAUCAGGAUCCAGGCCCAUCACCUCGAGCACCUCCAUUGGAUUAGAUGUUAUUGUGGCAACCUGUUCAUUGUAACUGCAUCAAUAUGUAAAGGAGGUUUCUCUCUUUCAAUGCUUUAUAGGUACUUGUAUGUUGGUAUAAGGUAACACAGAAUUUGAUAUUUUUGUAAAUAUGAAAUAUGAAAGUAUUUUAUUUAAAAACAAAUACUAUUUUUGAAGGGUAAGAAGGGUCACACUCUAUUAAUGCAUUUUACAUGUUUUGUUGAAGGCAUAUUCCUAUGUGUUACAACCUGGCAUAUAAAUGCCAUGGAACAAGACCACCAGGUCUUUCUACUGUUUCAUUGUUAAGAUUUGUGUGGAAAGGGAUAUCAUUGAUGGUUUUCAUCAAAUAAAACAUGAAGGAGAUACGUUAAAACAUCAAGAAGAUUAGUUAAAAUAUGCAGAAUUGCAAUAUUAUGUAAAACAAUAAAUCAAGUGUUGAUAAACUCUUUUUAGCCAGGUUUAAAACUUUAAAUUUGGAGUCGCGUAUCUGUAAAAAUUCAGAAUUAUCAUGUAUCUGAUACUUUUAGUGCAUAUCAUAGUUGAUUUUCUAGCAGUUUGUAUGUGAGGAUAUUGCAAGCAAAGUGGGGGAAAGUGGUGUCGAAACGUUCUUGUUUUGAAAUUGCAAUAUGCGCCCUCAUAAACAAAAGAAGAAAAAAAAAAUAAUAAUAAUAAAUAAAUAAAGUAACAAUAAAUAAAUCAAUGAAUAAAAAAUA
This is a messenger RNA of Asterias rubens (European starfish), 1242 nucleotides long. Its product is annotated as small integral membrane protein 14-like. The transcript is spliced from 5 exons. Lineage: Eukaryota; Metazoa; Echinodermata; Asteroidea; Forcipulatida; Asteriidae. The coding region runs from base 223 to 534 and encodes 103 amino acids. Gene Ontology annotation, cellular component: endoplasmic reticulum. The record is from RefSeq and is a predicted model, not a curated record.